GCUGAUAUUCGGUACGCUCUACCCCGCUUACUCCUCCUACAAGGCCGUGAAGACGAAAAACGUGAAGGAAUACGAAAUGUCUGAGGAAGGAGAAGUGGGAGGAAACACUGCAGUCUGGAAGCACGUGAAAGUCCAGGGACGAGUUAUUUCUUGAACUCUUUUCUUAUGCACUGUCGUUCUACAUCUCUUUCAGUACUGCUUCUGUUUUCUUCUAAUGGCCUGAGCAAUCUUGCCUGAUUUGUGUUUUCUUACCUACCUUGCUGUUAUCAACAGUUUCUCUUGGUUGGGUCUUCAUUCCCAUUCCUUCCUGCAAUUAUUUCUCUCUCUCUGUCUGUGCCUAUGCUAUUGUUGCAAUUGUGUUAUUUAAACCACCACGGGGUUUUCAGUGAUGAAAUGUGCCACCUUUAGAGAAGUGCUGUUGUUCAAAGGUGAUUAGCGGAGGUAAGUUAUUUGGCUUAUGGGUAGGAUGGAUUUAUUUCUGUUUAGGGUAAUGAAUAGUCAGAUAGAGAAGAGAGGUAAUGUGACUGAGUAGGACGUAAUUUACUGAUGCUGCUUUGCAGUAUAGUCUGAGAUUCUUCAUCCAACCAACUCUGUUUGCUACUUGCAAAACAGCACGUCAGUGAUAAAUGUUGCAGGAUCUUUCUUAUGCUGCUUUAGUCUUAUAAAACUGCCUAGACAUUUCCUGUGCCUUUACCUAAAAUUCAGCUCAUGGGGUUUAGUAUGUAAGAGAGGCUGAUGUGAAAUUGUCUCGUAGUAGAAAGCUUUAAAAACAACAGUUAGCUCAGCUGAUUUUUACUUUUCCGUUCUUUCUUUCUUUCCUUCAACAGAGAAGGAAAAAUGUCAAUGUUCAGUAUAUGCUGACAUCCAGAAGAGCGUUUAGGAGUUGGCAUUAGAGGUAUAGUCAGGAAUACUUUGAACCUUACUGAACUUAGGGUUAGAGUUAAGGAGUUCGUGGCCCCAAGUAGUCUUUGAAUUUGUAGGCACACUUUACAGUAAGAACUGGCUUAUUUUCUGUGGGUAGGUUGACUGCUGAGGUACAGAAACGCGAUGUCUUGCAGAUUAUAAACAUUGCACUGAUUUGAUUUUCUUUUGGUAAAUGUUACCUAUAUUGCAGCAGGUCUUGCUUAAUCUGGUGAUGAAAAAGAAAUGAAAUACAGUACUAGUUUCAUUAAGUUUUUAGAACCAAAAUGGCAGCUAAUUACAUGUUAGUAACCUGAUCUUUGAUUCAAGGAAACACAUCUGAAAUAACAAAAUCCAUCUUUUCUUAAAUUAUUUAUUCUGAAGAGGACUAUAUCAGAACUAAACAUGUAUAUAAUAGAUUCCAGCUGUCCAAAUCAUUAAUCUUUAGAGGGCUUUGUGUUUUUCAAGAGAAGCAGAGGGACCAGAACAAAGAAGUUUUGUUUAAACAUAGUAAAGGGGAGAAUGAUAUCUGUUCAAACUACUCAUGUGAAAUGUCAGUGGAAAGCUUGAAUGCUGUGAUGCGUGGUUAUAAAGCUAGCUGUGUCUGUGCACUACAACAUGCUCAUAAUGCUGAAGAACCAACACAGGUGGUGGGGGAAGACCUUGCAGAUAUAUCUGUGGGGAGAGUAUGAUGCACUGAAGGCUACCGUGAUACAGAUUGAGACGCCAGAUGCAGUUCAGCAAUGGUGUUCAAGUACAGUGCAAUUGCUUUUACCCGCCGUGACAAAGAUUCAAGUCCUCAACCAGCCUUGACAGACAGCCUCUGGUACCUUACGCUGUUUUAAAUGUUUUUUUUUUUCCUUUUACAUGUAGUGUGUAGCUUUGAUAGAUCUACAUUUCAUUUAUGGUUUUGUACUUAGUGAGUUGAUUUAGGUUAUUGGUGCAAACUGGGGAAGUGAUUUAUGUGCAUAUGUGCAAUCAGCUGAAAUAGGUGUUUAUUCAUCUGUUGAGCAACAAGGACCUGACAUCUCUUUAAUGUAUCAAAGAACAAAUAUAGCUUAGCUUGACUGUCAGUUUUUUGAAGAUGUUAGUGAUCUGUGGAUUAGAAAUAUAAGGAAAAUAAAGAAAUAUUUUUCCCUAUCUGCCACUCCCCAUGCUUUCUGCUUUUCUAGCUUCUGAGGAUGUACACUUCAGUGACUUCUAGACCUAGAACUUCAGUCCUCUGCCAUAUUUAACUGCGUUUCUUUUCCUCUGUGGGUAGAGGGGUAGAAUGAAUGAUGGUAAGAGGAGAAGAGGGCAAGGCCCAGAUCCAUUUCCCUUAUUGAACAUGAGAAUAUGCCAUACAUUUAAACAUACCACGCAUUUGAACAGUAACAUAGCAAUGUUUUUUUUACUUCUCCACAUUUCCACUCAGUUCUCCUGACCAUUGCAUUACUACUACAAAGGUCUGGUAAAGUGGAUGAUGUACUGGAUUGUUUUUGCCUUUUUCACCACUGCAGAAACGCUCACAGACAUUGUUCUUUCUUGGUUUCCCUUUUAUUUCGAGUUGAAAAUCGCAUUUGUGAUUUGGCUGCUCUCCCCUUACACCAAGGGCUCCAGUGUCCUCUACAGGAAGUUUGUGCACCCAACGCUCUCCAAUAAGGAGAAGGAAAUUGAUGAAUACAUUACUCAGGCUCGUGACAAAAGCUAUGAAACCAUGAUGCGAGUUGGCAAAAGAGGAUUAAAUCUGGCUGCAAAUGCAGCAGUUACUGCAGCUGCAAAGGGCCAAGGAGUUUUGUCUGAGAAGUUACGAAGUUUCAGCAUGCAGGAUCUCACUCUGAUCCGCGACGAAGAUGCUGUGCAUUUGCAAAGCCAUGAGUCACAGCUUCGCCCCUCUGGAGGAAGCCUCCUUGAAACUAUUGAGGAUUCAGCUUCCUGUUACUCCUCAGGAGAGGAGAGUGGCGUGGCACAGAGACCUAAUGGAACCCCAUCGGAGAUUAGAACAGACCCAUCAGAUGAAGAUGCAGGAGACAAACUGCCAAAACGUUCGCAGAGCCUCAAAGCUCCUAGGAAGAUAACAAAAUCUGAGUUGCCUGUAAAAAGUGUGAAAGCCCGCCCUAAGAAGAAAGCUGCAGGUUCUCUUACUUCUGGGGAGUCAUCCUAAGGAGCCCUCCCCUCCACAACACCCGUCUCUGUCCCAGGAUUUGCCUGUAGCUUUUGAGUGGAAACUCUCCUAAGGAAGGGAGCUGAGAUUAAUGUACAUAACAGAUACUGCUUUGUAGAGCUCGUUCUAAGGUCAAGGGGGGAGGCUGGGAUUCAGAACGUGGAAUAGAGGAUGCACAUCCUCAGGAAUUUUCUCCUUUUCAUCCCCCUCUUGGAGAAAGUGCUAAUGUGUCUGUACAUAACCUGUUGCUUUGAAAUUCCUUCCGUAUAACCCUAACUGGAGAAAAUCUUGAUGAGGAGAACUGACCAGGGUUAGAGAUACCUGUUGCACUGAUGCUGGAAAAAUAAUCAGACAGUGGAGUUCCUCGGGGUUGGGUGGCUCCCCACAUUGUCUUAUUUUGCUCUGGGUAUUCUUCUGCAGCUGUGUUAAGAAGUGCCCACAACGAUUCAUCCGUCUUAAGAACAGACCACAACUGUCAUGUCCAUCCCCUUCCAGAAGUGACUAAAAUGGUGUAUGCUGAGUGCUUUUGAAUGUAAAGGACUCACUCAUGGGAGGAGUAAACCAGAUUAUGGAUUUUAGUACUGGAAGAUGAGCUUGUUUUUAUUUUUCUAAAAGGUUAGUGAUGAAAUUAGUAAGCUUAGUUAUGAAGAAAAUAUGCUGUUGUCUGCAUACAUGAAGGAGUAGAUAGAGAUAUCCACGGGAGGUGGCUGUUGAGAAGGAAAGGUGAUCAUUCAUAAGAUUUUGGCAAUUUUUUUUUUUUU
Messenger RNA from Lagopus leucura (white-tailed ptarmigan), 3804 nucleotides. RefSeq names its product receptor accessory protein 2 (gene REEP2). The record is from RefSeq and is a predicted model, not a curated record. Lineage: Eukaryota; Metazoa; Chordata; Aves; Galliformes; Phasianidae. Gene Ontology annotation, cellular component: cytoplasmic microtubule; endoplasmic reticulum tubular network; endoplasmic reticulum membrane. Bases 2360 to 3043 code for a protein of 227 amino acids. Gene Ontology annotation, molecular function: microtubule binding; taste receptor binding. The transcript has 8 exons. Gene Ontology annotation, biological process: endoplasmic reticulum tubular network organization.